Messenger RNA from Hippoglossus stenolepis (Pacific halibut), 2117 nucleotides. RefSeq names its product Voltage-dependent anion-selective channel protein 2-like. Gene Ontology annotation, molecular function: voltage-gated monoatomic anion channel activity. NCBI's taxonomy places the organism in Eukaryota, Metazoa, Chordata, Actinopteri, Pleuronectiformes, Pleuronectidae. The transcript has 10 exons. The record is from RefSeq and is a predicted model, not a curated record. Gene Ontology annotation, biological process: monoatomic anion transmembrane transport. The coding region runs from base 163 to 1011 and encodes 282 amino acids. Gene Ontology annotation, cellular component: mitochondrial outer membrane.
CCUUUCCCAGCGACACCGCGCAUGCGCCAUUAGUCUCCUUCAUUGUGUCCCCGUCACACAGCGCUAAGCUAAGCUAAGCUAGCUGUCAACCCGCGGAGCAGCAUCACUUCAGGGACGCUCCAGGCUUUGUAGACCCCCCAGUGAAAACCUUUGCACAGCACAAUGGCUGUCCCUCCUUCAUACUCAGACCUGGGCAAAUCUGCCAAGGAUAUAUUCAGCAAGGGCUAUGGCUUUGGCAUCGUGAAGCUGGAUCUCAAGACCAAAUCACAAAGUGGAGUGAUGGAGUUCAACACAUCUGGCUCCAGUAACACAGACACAGGGAAGGCCGCAGGAAGCCUGGAGACCAAAUACAAGAUGAAGGAGCUGGGCCUGAGCUUCAACCAGAAGUGGAACACAGACAACACACUGGCUACUGAAGUGACUGUAGAGGACCAGCUGACUCAAGGACUGAAGGUUGCCUUGGAGACGUCUUUUGUACCAAACACAGGUAAGAAAAGUGGGAAGCUGAAGACGGCAUACAAGCGUGACUACGUCAACCUGGGUUCUGACGUCGACUUCGAGGGUCCCAUCAUCCACGCCACCGCUGUGCUGGGCUACGAGGGCUGGCUGGCCGGCUACCAGAUGGCCUUCGACACAGCCAAGUCCAAACUGGCCCAGAACAACUUCGCCCUGGGAUACAGGGCUGGAGACUUCCAGCUGCACACCAAUGUUAAUGACGGGACCGAGUUUGGCGGCUCCAUCUACCAGAAGGUGAACGACGAGCUGGAGACGGCGGUCACUCUGGCCUGGACCGCCGGCAGUAACAACACUCGCUUCGGUAUCGCUGCCAAAUAUAAGCUGGACAAAGACGCCUCUCUGUCUGCCAAAGUGAACAAUGCCAGUCUGAUCGGAGUAGGCUACACCCAGAGCCUUCGGCCAGGCGUGAAGGUCACCCUCUCCGCUCUGAUCGACGGGAAGAACUUCAAUGCCGGUGGACACAAAGUCGGCAUGGGCUUCGAGCUGGAGGCAUAAGGUGGAGAACUCAGACCCAUCCACAAAGAAAAAGCCCAGAACCACAACACCACACACUGUUCUGUCCUCAUGCACACACCCACACACCCACAAACACUAGUGCUCUGGCCACACCCCUCCUCCUCUCUGGACUCCCUCACACGUUUCCCCUGUCCUCACAUUUCAUGAGCAUUUCUGACAGUAAUGGUCAACCCUGAGAGCUGUGAAGCCGAAGCUUAUUAGCGAUUCUAUGGUUACAGAAGUGUGGCUUGUUAUUUCCCCUUAUGUCCCUUGGAUGAAGUAGUCUUAAGUGUAAAUGUGUAGCUUAUCAAACCCUCUGUAUUGUUGUCCCUUCCUUCCUCCAAAAAAAAAGCAUGUCAGGGUGAAAACGUGGACGCAGAGCUGAAAGCUUUCCUGCUUGGUUAAAAAGGUGCUGAGUGUCUGUUUCCUCUUGUUUUGUUGUGUUUGAACAUUUGACUGAGUUAUUUAAUCUCAAACUGUUUUGAUUCGACACAUUUCAUGAACGUAGGACUGAAAUAUUGAAGCACUGGUGGUUAAAGUUCGUUGGUGGAAUGAAGGAUAUUUAAAACGUGCUUUACUUUAUGGGAACAUUGAAAGUCUCUUUAGUGCAGGUGCUCCUCAAUGUCGUUUUUAAUCCUUUGCGACGUUUGUUAGGUGAAAUCAAUGCAGUGGAAUCUUCUGGUAGUUUGUGUAGUUAGUUUGCAUUUCUACAACAUUGUUUUCAUCUAUCUGUCUCAGCACGACUGUCUCAAAGUGUUUUGCACCUCGUAGGUAUCUCAGCAGCUCAGUGGCAUCAGCUGUUGCCACAUGUUGCUCGGGGGACUGCACUCAUUGCUGUCAGGGUUCUGUUCUUGAAAACCAUCUACACUCCUCAGAUGUGAACAUAAUAAUGCAGCUGAUUGUCCCGGCAUAAUGCUCCACUGGGAAAUGGAAGAAGCUGUUGUGUCCUUUUACUUGUUUUAGUUAACAUGCACCAAAAAUGUUUUUUUUCCUCCCUUCUAAAUCUGUUCUUAUGAGUCAUUUUUGUUUGUCACUUAGACACAGUACCUCAUUUUUUUCCAAUGUUAACUAAGGAAAUUAUAAUAAUAAAAAAAAGAUAAAAACUG